UUGAAUUUACAAACACCAGAACCACCAAAACCAACAGAUUUCGUCCGUCCGCCACAAGAAACCAAAUAUGUUCAGGAAAAGAAAUUUGAUCCUCAACAGAAAAAGGAGAGAAAGCAAGAAAAACCAAAGGAACCUCAACCAGAGAAACAGGAAAUUAUCGAAGAACCUAAAUUGGAGCAGAAAGUUCCUGUUCAGGAACCACAACCAACGGCUAACCAAGAAUACUUGUUUUUCGGAGAGCUUAAAGAAGAUGGAAAUAAUCUUCCAACAGUUAUUCCAACAGAUAUUACAAUUCCGCCACCAACAAGUAAUUUGGUACCAGUUUUGUGCUGGGUUCAAAUUCCACCAGGUGGAAUAAAGGAAAUCAUUGAUAAAGGCUACAAAUACGCCAAGUUUCCAACAACGAAAUAA
This is a messenger RNA of Trichomonas vaginalis G3, 411 nucleotides long. RefSeq lists its product as uncharacterized. The transcript has a single exon. The record is from RefSeq and is a predicted model, not a curated record. NCBI's taxonomy places the organism in Eukaryota, Parabasalia, Trichomonadida, Trichomonadidae.